CUCAAAAUCUGAACCGUUGACUGCGCUAUGCUGAUGUCAUGUCUUCUACCACCUUCCGCGCUUCCUCAACCGCCAACCACCACCUUCUAUUCUCUCUGUUUUCUGCACCAUGUCGAAAGCCCUCAAUCUUCUGAAGCGCAAUGCUUCCAACCCCAAACUCUGGCUUCUCCUCGGCCUUGGCCUCACCACCGCCGUCCUUCUUGUCACCGAGACUCGCCGUAGACGGCGGAGGCGGAGGAUUCCCAGCUCCCCCGAUAAGGAGUUGUACGGUUCCUUUAUGCAGCGUUUUGAGCUUCUUCCUUUCCCUGGCGCGCGCAACCAAAUGCUAUGUGGCCUAACCUUUGCAGUGAAGGACAUAUUUCAUGUGAAGGGGAACGUGACGGGGUUUGGGAACCCUGAUUGGAAGAAGACGCACCCUCAAGCUGAGAUUACCGCCCUUGUUGUCACCGCUCUGCUCAGCAACGGUGCCACUUGUGUUGGCAACACUCUUAUGGACGAAUUCUCUUUCGGGAUUUCCGGUCAGAACCACCAUUAUGGAACCCCCAUCAAUCCUCGCACGCCGUCUUGCAUUCCCGGAGGUUCUUCCAGUGGCUCUGCCGUGGCCGUUGCUGCCGGCCUAGUUGACUUUGCUAUUGGUACUGAUACUACAGGAUGUGUCAGAAUUCCAGCAGCAUUUUGUGGCAUUCUUGGGUUUCGACCAUCUCAUGGAGCUGUAACAACCAUUGGAGUUCUUCCAAAUGCACAAAGUCUAGAUACUAUUGGAUGGUUUGCUCGCGAUCCAUCUGUCCUAUCUCUUGUUGGACGUGUUUUACUUCAAUCCAAUUCAGUAGAGACCAAAAGGAUAAGGCAGAUUUCGUUUGCUGAUGAUCUUUUUCAGUUAUCUAAAGUUCAUAAUCUGAAGACAGUAUCUGUUAUCGGCAAAGCUAUUGAGACUUUGACGGGUUAUCCGUCUCCAAGACAUAUGAAUAUUUGCCAGUAUAUUGCUUCUAAAGUGCCCAAUCUAAAGGGUUUCUGUGAGCAAUUAGCUCAUCAACCAGAUGGAACAUCAAUUUUGAAAGCUCUCUCUACAGUAAUGUUAUCAUUACAAGGAUAUGAAUUCAAAACCAAUCAUGAAGAAUGGAUUAAACAUGCAAAACCCAGGUUAGGGUGUUAUGCAUCUGAUCGUGUUACUGCGGCCAUCAAAACUACAAAUGAUAAUAUAAAAGCCUUGUACAGAGUAAGGACAGAGAUGCGAGCUGCUUUUCAGUGUCUUCUAAAGGAUGAUGGAAUACUAGUUAUUCCCACUGUUGCAGACAACCCUUUAAAGCUUAAUACGGAGAAAGAGAUUUCUUCUGAGUUCCAUGAAAGAGCUUUUGCAUUAUCCAGCAUUGCUAGCAUCUCUGGUUGUUGUCAGGUUGCAAUUCCAUUAGGACAUCAUAAUGAUUGUUGUGUCUCCGUGUCAUUCAUGUCAUCACAUGGAGCUGAUAAAUUUCUACUUGAUACUGUCUGUGACAUGUAUAGAACUCUUCAAGAGCAAGUUAGUGUCGCUUACUCUCCUUUGCCACCACCUGAUACUAAUGGUAAUUUUGAAAUUUAUGACCUUUUGGAGAACGUUUAGUUCUUUCUUAAAUUUUUGGGGUCAGAAUCUCAUGCAACAUUUCUUUUGUAAAUAUCAUCACUAUCAUUAUUACUUAAUAAAAUCCACAAGGCUUGAUUAGAACAGAA
Molecule: messenger RNA, 1704 nt
Organism: Arachis duranensis
Lineage: Eukaryota; Viridiplantae; Streptophyta; Magnoliopsida; Fabales; Fabaceae
Product: outer envelope protein 64, mitochondrial
Exons: 9
Coding region: 110-1597 (495 amino acids)
Source: RefSeq, a predicted model, not a curated record